AUAAGAGCAUUGUAUCCCUCUCUACCUCUCUCACACACACACAGUGUGUUUGCUGGGAAGGGGAUAGUCCUGGGGAAACUAGGGAAAACAUUGUCUACCUGCCUGUAAAGGAAUAUUUUCCUCUCUGGAAUAUCCAUUAAAAAGAUCUCGGAACAACAUCUAAGAGAGACAUAGCGUUUCUGGCCGAAUUCUUACCCAUCAUCAAAAGCCAGUGACAUCAUUUUUUAUCACCUGAUCUGCAACGUGUUUGCCUGACAUCAGCAUCAUCACUCACCAGCAACAUUAUCAGGGAAACCAUGAGCAGCAACUACAGUGUCACUCUCUCAGGCCCUGCCCCCUGGGGUUUCAGGCUGCAAGGAGGGAAGGACUUCAAUAUGCCCCUCACUAUCUCUAGGCUGACGGAUGGUGGGAAGGCAGCUAAAAGUGGUAUUGCUGUCGGAGACCUGGUUUUGUCCAUCGACGGCAUCGCCACAGAGGGCAUGAACCACCUGGAGGCCCAGAACAAGAUCAAGAGCUGCGCUGACAACCUCAGCCUUACCCUGCAGAAGGCUCCCAGUGUUCCCAAACCUCCUCCUGUGGCACCAAAGGACGACAGAUCAGACAUCAUAAAACCAGUGGCCCUCACCCACCCCCCUCCUCCACCCCAUCCCCACCCCCACUCCUCCAGCCCCUCCACCACCCCCUACAAUAAAGCCCCCAGACCUUUCGGGGGCUACGGAUCAGAGAGUGAAUACCCUCCGUCACAGUCGCCGUUUGCUGCCUUCAUCCCAUCCCCAUCCUCUGCCUUCACCCCUGCCUCCUCCCACACCAGUCCUUUCCCUCCUCCUCCACCUCCUGUCUCUUACCCAUCCUCCUCCUCCUCCUCCUCCUCCCCCUCCGUCCUUGUCCCGCCUCAGCCGUCAGUGUAUAACACACCAAUCAACCUAUACUCCACUGAGAAUGCCUGUGAGGUGGCCAUGGGGCAGAGGCGGGGCCUGUUGGAGAGUCAGGGUGGAGCCUUGCCACUGCAGUUUAAUGGAGCUCCCAGGAAACACGUUGUGGACACAGACAUCCAUUUUUACCAUGUGCCCACUCAUGCUGAUGCCAGCAGGAAGCGCAUAAUGGAGGACACAGAGGACUGGCGCCCACGCACCGGCACCACCCAGUCCAGAUCCUUCAAGAUUCUGGCUCAGAUCACUGGCACCGAGAAUGUUCAAGAAGAGGAAGCUGACAAAGCCAAGAAGACAAAUGAGGACAGCGAGGAGCCUGAACUUAACAGCCAUGAGUCUGCAGUUGUCAAGACCAUGAUCAAAGGACCUGCUGCAACUCGGGGUCACGGCCCACAGAGUGGUUUGAUCAUUCCGUCUUUCGGUAUGAAAGGUAACGGCAGUGCUAGUGUCCCGAGGGGUCCUGUCCCAUCCCGACCUGCACCUCAGCCCCACCCUAAAGAUGAGGACACCCUGGUCCAGAUGGCAGAACACAUCCCUGCUGGGACUCGUACACCGAUGUGUGCCCACUGCAACAUGGUCAUCAGGGGGCCCUUUUUAGUAGCAAUGGGUAAAUCAUGGCAUAAGGAAGAAUUUAACUGUGCCCACUGCCGUACAUCCCUGGCAGACAUAGGCUUUGUGGAGGAACAGGGAUGUGUCUACUGUGAACACUGCUAUGAAGAUUUCUUCGCUCCAACAUGCAGCCGCUGCCAGGCCAAGAUACUGGGGGAGGUGAUAAAUGCCCUCAAACAGACGUGGCAUGUGUACUGCUUUCUGUGCGCUUGCUGUCAACAGCCAAUCAGAAACAACACCUUCCAUCUGGAGGAUGGAGAACCAUACUGUGAACAAGACUUCUACAGUUUGUUUGGGACUGGCUGCCAUGGCUGUGAAUUCCCCAUAGAGGCGGGAGACAAGUUCCUUGAGGCCCUUGGUUACACCUGGCAUGACACCUGCUUUGUUUGUGCUGUGUGUUGUACCACACUGGAAGGCCAGACCUUCUUCUCCAAGAAAGACAAACCCCUUUGCAAGAAACAUGCUCACACACUGAAGAUAUGAAUCUUGGACACUUCUCACACUUUUUGGCCGUACAUCUUUUGUUUGUUUUUUUUUUUUUUUUUUUGGUAAAGAACACCCCUUGCUGUUAUAAUAGUUAGUCUAUGCAACAGUAUAACUCAAGCAAUAUUCACUCAUGCAUGGUGGUGGCUCCUGCAGGCUAGCUAACAUAAAUGUAUUCUGGCACCCAAAUCCAUCAUAAACAAAACAUAAUAAGCUUUCAUCUUAUGAUCUCCACCUGAGGCAGCAAUAAGGCUUGCAGUUUACAAUGAUUGUUUUUUGACCAAUUCAAUAGAAAACAUUUAGAACUAAUCAGUUUAAUCAGAGUUUAUCUGAAUCUUAUGCACUCUUGGAUCCAAAGUAGAACAGUUUUACUGCUAAAUGUUGCAGUGUAUGUCUGCUACCACUAGGAAUCACCAAAGUCAGUAAUUGAAUAACACAUGAUCCUUUAUUCUUUAAUCCCGAAUUAAUCUUGAGUUUCUUAGAAGUAUGACAGUGAUGGGAUCAUCACAUUUCCUAUCCACUGUCAUUAGACAGUACCAGAAUUGUGUGAAAACAUACGUUCAUACCCAUACUAUAUACUAUAUAAUUACAAUGAGAGUGAAGGAUAUUGGACAAUUAUUUUCCAAACAGGAGUUUAUUUUGUUUGUGUCAGUGUUUGUGCAGCUGUAAUCUAAUUACAGUCUGCAGCUUUUAAGAGUUUAAGAAAAUAUUAGUCAUUCUAUUUCCUGUGUCACACUUUUUAAAAAUAUAUAUGUAUCAAAAAUUUCUGAAUAGGUUAGGAUGAAUGUCUGAGAUGGUUAAAGCUGUUGCUUUUGAUAAAUGCUUAUAAUUAUUUGAACCGUUUCUGUAUUUUUUAAAGAAACUGUGUAUUUUAUUUUCAGUGUUUUGUGUGAAACUGGUAACAUUGUCAAAAAUAUUUAAAUAUUUCAAAAAUAUAACCUCUGUUUCAAAACAAAAGGUCAUAUUUAGUAUUAUGAAUUUGGAACAGUAAGGCACCUGAGAGAGAGAGGCAAAGAGAAGGAGAGGUGGUCUUGAUCUUAUGGAGGACAGAAUUGGCCCUAAAUAUAAAAUAAAUAAUAUACAUACAAAAUAAAUAAAUAAAAUAUAAGGCUAUUAUUUGUAUAUUUAUGGAUUUCUCCUCGCUAUGUGGACUUAAUUUACAACUGCAUUGAAAAGGCAGAAAUAUGUUUUCUAUACUGAGUGCCAUAUAGUUUCAUUAAUCAUAUUCAUACUUUUAUGUAAUUUACCUCAUGCUAUUUUAUAUUUUCAUUAUAUAUUUUGAAUAAUUUGCAUUAAUUUCUGGUUGGUUCAGUCCUCUACAUACUUCAUGAAUGUAAGAAGGCUUUCUGGCCCGCAGGAAAAUAAGGUGUCAAA
Lates calcarifer (barramundi perch) is the source of this 3395-nucleotide messenger RNA. It is a transcript of the gene pdlim5a, whose product is annotated as PDZ and LIM domain 5a. Gene Ontology annotation, cellular component: adherens junction; Z disc; stress fiber. Gene Ontology annotation, molecular function: actin binding; muscle alpha-actinin binding. The transcript is spliced from 13 exons. The coding region runs from base 297 to 2021 and encodes 574 amino acids. Gene Ontology annotation, biological process: heart development; muscle structure development; actin cytoskeleton organization. NCBI's taxonomy places the organism in Eukaryota, Metazoa, Chordata, Actinopteri, Centropomidae. The record is from RefSeq and is a predicted model, not a curated record.